GAAAUUUAUUGCGCCCACCUCCAAGUACCCAGAGCAUAAAACGAAAGGCUCCACCAGUGAAGGUGACGACUCAGCGAACUCGCUCUAGGAGAAAGACUGAUACUCCUGUUGAUUUGCCCAAAGCUGCAGCAGUCUUGAUCGACGCCAUAAAGUCUUGUGGCUUGAUUCCUGAAGGUCAACUUGGGAAGGAUUUAGAGGCAGAAGCAUCAUCGGCUGACCGUCGCGAAGGAGAAGAGAACCAGGCGCCAGAGAAGCAAUUGGCCGAUCAACAUGAUGAGGUUGAACACCCAGCAGCAGAGGAUCCUCUUGAAGAACACCCGAAAGUAGUAUCGGCUGAGCAACAUGAGAGAGAAGAAAGCCCGACUCCUGAACACUCUCCAGCAAGAUCAGCCACACCACCAACGGGGCAAAUCGGCACUUCUCAACCUGAAGUAUUGACUUCUCAGCCUGAGGGUACUUUGGAACAAAUGGAAGCACCCCAGUUCAUCUCCAUCGAUGACAACCAAGAAACGGUCAUCAAUGAUUUUGUACCACCUGAUCCAGUUGUUCAAAUUGAUCCUCAGAUUGGAAGUUCCUCCGGCAAUACUUCACGAGUGUUGUCUCUAGGCCCACUUCCUGAUGAUGCCCGGGCCAAGCUUCGUGAUAUGCUUCCACUUCUCAACCAAGAUAUCGGUCAAUUGGUUCAAGACGCUGAGCCGAUCAGAGAUAUCUUUAAAACAAUCAGAGGACAUCUGUCCAGGGAUAUCACGGAGAAGUUGAUUCAGGUAGCUUUCAUCGAAAAUCGGCAGCUCCAAGUGUUAGACGCCCAAAAUCGACUGGAGGACAGAGUCUGUCAGGAGCGGAUUUUCAAGAAUCGGGAAGCCCAUGACUCCCGUGUAACCGAUCUUGAUGGAAGGAUUCAGCUACUGUCUACCUCCCGUGCCGAUAUUGUCAGCAGCAUUGACCGUCUGAAGAGGAGACGUGCCGAUCUGAUGAAAGAACUCCAGCAAGUUGGUGAGGAUCUUGCCCGUGAAGAGAAAAGGCUGGAAGAUCUUCCAAGCACAAUCGCAGAUAUGGAGCGAAGGAAAGCUAUCUUGCCUCAUAAAGCACAAGCUCUUCGGAGGGAGGAACGGCCGAUCCCAUGUUCAGCCGAUGCCGAUCGCAGAGAAAUUGAUGAGGUCGACCAACUGCGUUGAGAUGCCAUCAAUGCGAUCCACUCCCUAGGAAUAGUUUGAUCUAUCCUGUGCUGAACUUAUUUUGUAUCUCGAACUUGCGUUUAUGCCUGGAAG
Molecule: messenger RNA, 1268 nt
Organism: Panicum virgatum (switchgrass)
Lineage: Eukaryota; Viridiplantae; Streptophyta; Magnoliopsida; Poales; Poaceae
Exons: 3
Coding region: 468-1175 (235 amino acids)
Source: RefSeq, a predicted model, not a curated record